AUGGCAGCUCCUCCUCGCCCAACCACAGUUGCACCCAGAGACACCCAACAGUAUGCCCUCAGCACCGGCUCUCGUCCUUACCGGUCACACAAGGUCCGCGCCUGUGAUCUAUGUCGAAAGCGCAAAUCUCGGUGUACCGUCGACCUACCUGGCCAGUCAUGCUUGUUGUGCAGAGUUCAAGGGGCCGACUGCCAUUAUGGCGAGGACAAGUCCAAUUUGAUGGACCAGCCAGCGCCAAAUGUCAACACUGAAACCAAGCCCUGGAGCAUGCCUCCCGAUACCAAAGGGCUAAAAAGGACGCAUGAUGAGAUGAAUUCGGCGUCUCCCGCUAGAAGUCUCAUGGACAUCCCACGGAUGCUCUCCAAGGAAAAUCAUGCAAAGUCAAAAGCUAAAGUAGAGAGCGAACACGGCUAUCGACACGGACCAGGGGAAUCCGUACAUAUUGUUGGGCCGGUUGCGGCCGCUGAUGCUCAGGUAAUUGAGCGGUAUACUGAACGAUCGAAUAAUCACAGCCCUGACCGGAAGACACCUUAUAAUGUUUAUUCUAACGACCCAAGAAAACCAAUUCUGUAUACUACCGUAUCAAGACGACGACAGGGGCUCAAGACGACUGGAACUCCUGGUGAAAACCAAAGGGAUAUCCUCGAGCAGAUCAUAGGCCCAUUUAAGCAUGAUCUUAUCAAGAUAUUCCUGGAUAAAAUUAAUGCUUCGUUCCCAUUAUUUGACGAAGAAGCGUUUUUGAGCGGAUAUGAGGCUCAGGAUGACAGCGUUCCGCCUGCAUUAUUGUGCCAGGUGUAUGCGACAUCGCUCAUUUAUUGGAACCAAUCGCCUGUCCUGGCUCCGCAUCCAAAGCCUGAUGUUAGAUAUGCUGUUAACAUGGCUGUGGCCGCACUCCAUGAAGAAUUUUCUGCUCCAGGGCUAUCGACACUUAGUGCCGCCUUGAUUGAUCUAACAGGCAGGCCCAUCUUUUCUACCACAGGAAAUGCCAUCAAUAGUGGCCGUACCGUAGCUCUUUCACAUUGCCUUGGCCUCAACCGAGAUCCAAGUAAUUGGAAAUUAUCCCGCGCAGAGAAAAACCAACGUAUUCGGCUCUGGUGGGGCGUUGUCAUCCACGACAAGUGGGCAAGUUAUGGCCAUGGCGUGCCCCCGCAUAUCUCCCGUAACCAAUAUGACGUUCCUCUCCCGACCAUCAGCGUCCUGGUGCCACAAGCAAACCCCACUCAGCAGAGAGUCAGAGCUGCACAUUGCUAUAUUGCCUUGUGUCAGUUGACUGAAAUUCUCGGUGAUCUCCUCCCCUUGGUAUAUGGACUCCAGCCGAGGCCUUCCAAGGAGACGUCAAAGAUCCUUAGAAGAAUGAGAUCAGAUCUAGAUCGAUGGGAAGAUUCUCUUCCGGACUGGCUCAGGGUGCCACAAGACCAAGAUACCCCAUCAACAUCGGGAUCCAGCAGCAUGCAGCUAGCAUUUUUAGCACUGAAAAUGCUAGUCUGUAGAGUUGAACUCCAAGAAGUUAACCCUUCUGACAACCCAAACGCAGAAGCCCGCCGGUAUUUCCAAACUGAAUGUAGGAAGGCAGCAGAGGAAAUCGUUCAGUUCAUGCUAUCGUUGAGAAAACCACAGUAUCAAGAAUUCUGGAUGUCCUCCACAGAUAGUUCGUACCAUCUAACGUCAACUGCGACUCUUCUCGUCCGCUCUGCGCUAGAAACGUCUGAUCCCGAAAUUGCUCGAGCCUGUCUCAACAAUGUUAGCAUCCUUCGUGGUGUUCUCGAAAAAGCACGAGCUGAAAAUGACUGGGAUGUCGGUGACAUGUGCCUUGACCACUGUGAGAAGAUAUUGAGCAAGCAUACCACUGAAGAGGUAGUGCAAGCUUCGGAGCUCAAUAGAAACACCGCCAUGAAUCAUCAUGGUUCUGACGCCCCUGAAGCGACGGCAAUGACGCCGUAUGAUCGAGCAACGCACAAUGAUAUCGUUGACGACAUGAUGUCGAUUUCUGGCACGUUCGGGACAAUGGAUGGUUUCCCCUUUGAUAUGACUGGGAUUUGGGAUGUAUCGGGCCUACAAGACCACGAUACAAGCUUUAUCAACAUGACUCCGCUGCCGUACCAUUUGCUCAAAGAGAAAAGAGAUAGAUAG
This is a messenger RNA of Microsporum canis CBS 113480, 2130 nucleotides long. RefSeq lists its product as hypothetical. Gene Ontology annotation, cellular component: nucleus. The record is from RefSeq and is a predicted model, not a curated record. Gene Ontology annotation, molecular function: zinc ion binding; DNA-binding transcription factor activity, RNA polymerase II-specific; DNA binding. Gene Ontology annotation, biological process: DNA-templated transcription. The transcript has 6 exons. Lineage: Eukaryota; Fungi; Ascomycota; Eurotiomycetes; Onygenales; Arthrodermataceae. The coding region runs from base 1 to 2130 and encodes 709 amino acids.